GCCACUGUUAUAACCUUAUCAAACAUGGCGCGUAUUUGUGUGUUUUGUUUCUAUUCCUUUACUAACAGGUUCAGGAGCGUAUUAUAGAAGAACUCAUAUAAACAGGUUGUUAUUGGAGCUCCUUCGUGAUUAUUAGUCACAUUCUGGGAUACACAAUCGCUACCGACUAUGAAUAAUCAACCUCAAGAUAUUGGGGAUCAAGUCCCGGAACAAGAUGAUAUCUUGGAAACAAGCGUUAUAAGUUCGAGUAUAGCUGCUGUGCAACAGUAUGGCUGGUUCAUUGUUGUGGGCAUCUUGUGUGUACUGUACUACAGAAAAAGCAUCCAAGCAAAAUGGCAAGACAUGAAACGUAAACGAGAUGAAGAUAUCUAUGCAAAGAAAUAUGAUGCUGGCACAGCUCAAUCUAGACAGGAAGCCAUGGAGGCUGCCAGAAGACGCAUGCAAGAGGAGCAUGCGGGAGCUGCUGCCGCAUGGCAAUCACAGCAGGCUGAGAAGGAAAUGGUAAAGAGACAGGAGAAAAUCGAAGAUUGGGAGAAGCAUACUCAAGGUCUUGGCUACAGAUCGAAAAUAAAAAAGAAUGAUGAGAAGGCGUCACCGUCACAGCCCCCACCAAAGUCUACAAAAAGUAAACCACUUAGAAAUAAUGAUUACUCACCUCUGGCUGGUGCUGCAGGGCCAGCAUGUCAAAUUACUUUUGGUCGCCGUGGUGGUGGAAGUAGAGGUGGAGGUGGAUGAGGUUAAUGCCAAGAUUCCCACUUAAAGAUGUAGGCCAACUAGACUACAUCUGUCAAGUGAGGAAUUGCCUAGCCAAGAUAUUGUCCAUGUACAGCAAUAUUAUUGUAUACCACUGUGUAUGCUGCCACCAGUGCAAUCGCUGAAAAUCUGUACGUGAUCAGUCACCAGUAGUGACCAUCACAUUGAUAGCAGAUUAAGAAUUCAGAUUCUCACGUGCUAUUUACGUUAAGAAUCCAAUGUGGGAUAACUAUAUAUGACGAAUGGUGCCUCACACUUCACACUACUCUAACUCAACUAAUUCAAAACUGUUUCGAGAUCACAUUAUCAACAAUGACACAAUCAGUAAAAUACCUUGCUGAUUGACACACAUCAAAACGCCAUCGCUCUAUGCUUUGGCCCAAGAGUCUGCACCCAUAAGUCAGUAAUUUUGUGAAAUAAUUAUAUUUCAAGGGUGUAAAAGGUUCUGCCAUUGUUAGUGUGUGACCGCUUUAUCUCACUCGCUCUAGUGAUAUAGUGAGGUUUAUCUCAGGACAAACAGUGACAGACCCUCAUAAGGUUAUUUAUGCUACAGCUGAGGCCUUUAAUGCAAAGUGCAUACAUGGUGCAAGAUAAUUAUUAAGAUACAAAGCUGACAACACAUUAAUACCUGUGUAAGUUGCCAUGUUGGGUAGGGUGUGUGUAUUUAUUUUCACAGUGUGUGGACAUUGCUUUGUCAUCAUAUUCAACAUAUAGAAUGGAUAUUUAUAAGAGCCAGUGUCGUUAUGAUAAUAAUUUAAAAGACACAAAUCAUUCAUGAAGUGAAGAGUGUAAAGGUCAUAUGUACCCACUCUAUACUGAAUGCUAUCUAGCUUUGUGACUUUGACAUGAACGAACACAAUAAAAGUGCAGUGGACUAAUCGA
Priapulus caudatus is the source of this 1635-nucleotide messenger RNA. RefSeq names its product selenoprotein S-like. Gene Ontology annotation, biological process: endoplasmic reticulum unfolded protein response; retrograde protein transport, ER to cytosol. NCBI's taxonomy places the organism in Eukaryota, Metazoa, Priapulida, Priapulimorpha, Priapulimorphida, Priapulidae. Gene Ontology annotation, cellular component: endoplasmic reticulum membrane; Derlin-1 retrotranslocation complex; Derlin-1-VIMP complex. The coding region runs from base 169 to 735 and encodes 188 amino acids. The record is from RefSeq and is a predicted model, not a curated record. The transcript is spliced from 6 exons.